Messenger RNA from Periophthalmus magnuspinnatus, 3543 nucleotides. RefSeq names its product Transmembrane protein 150A-like. The record is from RefSeq and is a predicted model, not a curated record. NCBI's taxonomy places the organism in Eukaryota, Metazoa, Chordata, Actinopteri, Gobiiformes, Gobiidae. Bases 451 to 1281 code for a protein of 276 amino acids. The transcript has 8 exons.
GGGGGCGGAGCGGCACAGCUGGGGUGUCUCGUGGCGGAGGGACACACACAUCUUCCCCCACUCUGAGCAGCGCGUGAGCGGCUAACGGGAGCUCAUCCUACCGGGGUCUGUCUGGAGGAAAACUGCAUUUAUCGCACCGGGAAUUAAUUGCACAGGGGAGACUCCGCGCCCGGUGGGUCAAAUCUGGACGAUCACUUGAUUCUGGGUAACGCGAAGGAAGGAAAACUAAGGAAAACUUGGGAAGCACGCAGAGAAAAGCAACAAAAGGCCACAUCUGUCCAGUCCUGUAUCCCAGCAGCCUUUGCCCUGCCUCAGGAGAGAGAUGAAUCAGUUGGUGUCUUUGCACAUGUCACAGAGUUAAAUGUUAGUGCUACCGGAGCGUACAGUGCUGGGCUGGCUGAAGAGGAAAAAGAGGGAAGGAGGAGAGGGUGAUCGGGAAGAGGGCCAAACAUGUCUCUGUGGAUGAUCCUGCCGGUCAGCCUGCCGGUCCUCACCAUCACGGGGAUAUGGGUCGUGUACGCCAUGGCCCUGUACAACCAGCACGUCUGCCCUGUGGAUAACUGGCUGUACAACCAGUCAUGUGAAGAGGAGCUGUAUUUGCAGAGCGGCCCGACACUGUGCUGCACUCUGGACCAUGUCCCUCUCAUCAGUAAAUGUGGGACUCUUCCCCCAGAGAGCUGCUUCUUUAGCCUCAUCUGCAGCACAGGGUCAUUCAUGGUGAUGGUGAUUGUGCUGCUGCGCUACGCCCAUGUGAUCGAGAAGCACCAGAACUGUGUGCUGAACACAGCCAGUCUGUCCACAGGCUGGAUCUGUGCGGCCGGCCUCAUCAUGGUCGGGAACUUCCAGGUGGACAAUGCUAAAGUGUUGCAUUACGUGGGCGCUGGAGUGGCCUUCCCCACCAGUAUGCUGUUUGUGAGCCUGCAGUCUGCGCUGACGUACCGCCUCGCCAAGACCCAGGCCGAGUACUGCGUGGGACACCUCCGAGCCAGCAUGACCCUGCUGGCCUUCAUCGCCCUGGUGCUCAGCGGUGUCUUCUUCGUCCAGGAGAGUUUCGUCCUGCAGCACGCGUCGGCCAUCUUUGAGUGGGUGUUCUGCGUCACCGUCAUGCUCUUCUACGGGACAUUUGCCUUUGAGUUUGCUGGCAUGUCGGGGGACACAGUGGCGGUGUUGGCCCGGGGAGGAGGGACAGGGGUGAUUGACCAUAAAGUGGAUGCCCUGGGACCCCUGCCCCCUCUCACCCUGCCCCACCCACAUCCACCUGAGAGCCUGUCCAUCCUCUGAGCACCGUGCCUUUGACUCACUGUCGCACUGUUCGCAUUUUGCACAUUGCCCAAGUUGAAAACCAAAAUGUCCGACUUGUUUGUCCAAUCACGUGCCAAAUCCAGAGCAGCUGUCCUUCAAAGUAUCAUGAAGAAGUGAGUGGAUUAUACAAAAGACUGCGGAGGCUGCUGGUCGGCCCGAGCUAUGACAGUAUUAACCACAGAGACAGAGGAGCAAAGUCAUCUGGUUACGACCACACAAUCAACGCAAUAAAUGCACCACAUUUCUGCAUAAGCUUGGAUAUACAGCACUGUUCACACUGUUCGUUCCACUGUUCAAAACUUAAUGGAGAGAUUAUCAAUAGUCCUGAAAAGCUGAACAAAUUCUUCUCAAUGUUUAACAAAGAAUUGUGUGCCUCUCAAGCACCUACAGUAUAAAGAAUACAAACACAAGCUUUAUGUUGUCUUGGCUGACGAGUCGCCAUGACAAUUACUGUACCCCAUGUAUUUUACAAGGAUGGAAACAGUUGGUUUACAUUAGCAAAAUGACCUGGAGAAGUUGCGUGUGCGAUUCUAGGUGGUCUGUCGAGGUUCCAGUGUUGGGCAACACGUGAGCUGACAGUGUGCCAAGAGCGUGCCAAAUGCUGCUUCGUAAUAGACGUUGAAUGCUUGUCCAGUUUUGUUUUGUUCACAAUGGUUGGACAAACUGUAUGGAAGUUCAGUCAAAGUUAAGCUGAGUAGACGCACAGUUAAACACCGUUCACUUAUGCUGCCGAUCUAUGCCAAAGUCAUGUGACCAAUAGAACCUGGGGCCAGCAGAACGAAAUAGUUAAUUGUGAUGUCACUUCCGAGUCCGUGAACUGAUUGGAAAAACAAUGAAUAUGUUUACAAUUUCCUUUUUUUAAAAUGACAACAGAUCUCACGUUAGAAAGCGAUCACAGUUGUUUAAAUCUAACCAGGUCAUAAGCAUGGAUCUGUGGAUAUAACUGUGAUGGAGAGUGUGCGAAGAAGCUCGUGUUAGCAGGGACCAGCCGUUAGUGUAUGUUACAUAUUUGAUAUAAUUUGUGGUUAAACAUACAACAUAUGAUGUUUUCUCUUGUUUGAUGAAAUAAGGAACAAGAACAAAGCUAAAAAUCAGCAGUGAAGUUUCUAGUUGGACCCGGAAGUGACAUCAUCACUUAACAACUCUAUAACAGCCUACCUGUCGCACUGGUCCUUUACACAAAUGGCCUUAAUAUUCUCUCUGGAGUAGAACUUGAAUUUGAUCUAAUUAGAGACAGAAUCAGUGUUGUCAUAUCAAAGUAUAUAAGCUUUGUAUGGGGAAAAAAAAUCCUUGUAAAGCUUUUUAAUCCUAAGUACAAUUGUAUUAAAACUAUUAAUUUAAAUGAGAGGGUUAGGGGUUUAUUCUACUUUAUUUUAAUAUUGGGCCAGUUAGGGUUAAGCUGGUUGAGUGCCCCCCAGUGGCGUUCAACUGUAUAAGAAGCACUCACAAGUCAUAGUUUCUGAUGUCAAAUGCUAAAUAGUAGUAGUAAUAGUUCAUAUUUAUCAGUAUUACUACAAUGUUACAGUUUGCAUCCAAAUGAUCUCUGCUAACUUUUCGAGUGUUACUGUUUAUCACACAAGAUUUCACUCCAAUUCUAGUCUUCUCUUUGAAAUUAGGUCAGAACAGCCAAGUAAGACUUGUAGGCCUAUAAAAUGUCUUUUAAUUGUAUAAGAAUGCUGCCAUCCCACUCGGUCACUGCCACAAGCUGUUUUAAAUGUGUCCUAUUGCCUGUCUCUCAUGUUUGCACUCAGGAAAGUGUCCCAUCACCAGCCAGAGUCCAUCCAAAGUGGAGAGACUCACUGUUCUCUUGAAAGGACCUUGUUUUUAGUCAAAUCGGUUUGGUUUGUAUAUUUGCGUUCUGUAGAAUAGCUGCUGCCGCUCUGUUCUCGUAGCUAUAAUAUAUUAGAUUAUUUUUGUUAAUCGUGAUCAUGCCAAGCUACUUUGUAAACAUUCCAGGGUGGAGGCGUAGCUAGAAUGCUGAUGCUUCUGCUGACAUAAUCAUAGUUAAACAUAUAUAUAUAAAUAGUUACUUUAUUCUUGCAAUCAUUAAUGGAAGCAUUGUGAUAUUUUAACCACUUUCAGAUGUGUACCGGUAUACUGUCCAAAUGCUCCUAUGUGCCUUACUUUUAUAAAACCAAAGACAUAGUUUUGAAAUCUAUAAAUAAACAUGAUUGUAUGUCUAUUUGCCUUAAGGUUCAAUAAAUAAUAAAAUAAAAGGCUUAUUUAGUCUUUCCUAUAAUG